AUGACCGAUAAUAAGCCAGGCGAUAUAGGUCUAUCGCCCCGUCUAGGGUCUAGAAAAUCUUAUCAAAAAGUAAACAUGGACUUAAUUUUCUUAGGAACAGCAUCUGCUCACCCAUCACCUUCUCGGGGUGUAUCAGGCACGGUAUUAAGGAGUGAGAGGGAGGCAUGGUUGAUAGAUUGUGGAGAAGGCACCCAGAUUCAGUUGAUGAGAAGCAAUGUGAGGCCUGGUCGCAUCACCAAGAUCUUCAUCACCCAUCUCCAUGGUGACCACUCUUUUGGUUUGCCAGGUCUCAUGUGCACCCUCAGCGCUGCCUUCAUGGACCCUGACAGAGAGGGCAGUAUCAUGCAUAUAUAUGGUCCUCAAGGUUUGAGAAAGUAUGUCCGUGUAAGCUUGGAGCUGUCCAGAUCAGAGUUGUCCUACUCCUAUGUUGUACAUGAGCUGCAAGUUCCAGACACAGAAUUUCCUCAUGACUGGGAGACAUGGAAACCAUCGCAUGAGGCAGAGGGUUCAUUACAUCCCAAUGAGAAGACAGGACAAGCCAUUUUUAUGACCGCAGAUGGCACUUACAAGCUACAUGAGGAUGAUAAUUUUAUCAUCCAUGCUGCCACAAUAAGUCACAGGGUACCUUGCUUUGGAUAUGUGUUCCUGGAAAAACCUCAACCAGGCAGGUUAGAUGCUGAGAUGCUCAAGGCAAGGGGAAUCAAGCCAGGUCCACUGUAUGCCAGAAUCAAAGCCGGGCAUGAGAUUGAAGCUCCAGAUGGCUCAGUUAUCAAACCCCAAGAUGUUGUUGGACCAACAAGACAAGGAAGAAAAAUUGUAAUCCUUGGAGACACCAAGGAGUCCUCUCGAAUCAUUCCCAUUGCCAUGAAUGCAGACGUCCUUGUUCAUGAAGCUACCCUAGCGGAUGAGCAUCAUGAUCUAUGCAUCGGAAGAGGGCACUCCACACCAGCCAUGGCAGGUCAGUUUGCUGCUCAAAUCCAAUGCGAGCAUCUAGUCAUCACUCACUUCAGUCAGAGAUACUAUCCCUUAUCACAUCAGGGCAAGGAAGGGGAUGAGACUGUUCAGAAGCUUCUUGAUCAAACGAGAGCAACGUUUCCAGGAGGGAAGGUGACCGCAGCGGAGGAUUUUUUGACUAUCUCUGUUCCAGCCAGGAGGUGAUGCAAGCCAUCAUCCCUGCUUCCCCAUUUUAUCAAUAGUAAGAUUUGAUUACGUGAUUCUUGAAGAAAUGGCAAUUCAUAUUAUGGAAAUCUAAAAAAAAGAGUUUUGCUGAUUUAGAGUGUAUACAAUGAUACGAAUACUAACAGCCAGCAUUGUAGUGCCUUUAAUUAAAGCCUUCUUGUCAGAAUAAAUGCUGAAUCACCUUCAUAUUGUAUCACAUUCUGAGCCAUUUAACUUGUUCUUCCAUCAAGGAAGUCUGACAUCCCCCCAAAUUUAAAUUUCAUAAAUCACAUGAGGAAUCAGAUCCUCAAUCAUUAAGAUUUUCACAUUUGAAUGUUCAUAUAAAAUGCUGUUUUAAAUAUGAAAUGUUUUAAUCAGAUAAGCACAGGGUUGGAUGAAGACUACAAACCGGUACAUAACAUGGCUUAAAUCACUGAAGAGGUUCAUCUGAUUAGUGAUGUAACUUGAAUUUUUUUUUUUUUUUUUUUUUCACGUUCAGAAAAACUACAUGUUUUGGUAAACUUAUUCAGACCUAUGUCAUAGUUGGCGCUGUUGCUGAUGCAGUACAUCUUGAUGUGUAGCACAAAAUGUAAUUCAUCCAUGAACAUAGAAUUGGAGUCAAAGCUCGUCAUCUGCGGUCAUUGAUAGUUAAAUGUAACGUUUUAAUAAUAUAUCUCUUUUAUUACUGCUCAGUUCUCCUUUUAUUAUUGCUUCUAACUAAAUUCUCUUCACAUACUAUUUCUAAGUUUUAUUGAUUGCGAUAUCAGUCGAGACUCUUGGUUGUAAACCGCUUUUGGUAUCCGUUUAUUACGUGACUGCCUAUCUUUUAUAAUAACAAAACUUAACCACAAGAUAUUAAGCUAAGAUCAAAUAACAGGUCUUUCGUUUACCUCUCUCUCUCUCUCUCUCUCUCUGGAUAAGUAAUACUCUUUGUUCCUCUUUGUUCACUAUGCAAAAUCUCAUUCAUACUCAGUUAAUAUAACACACAGAAGGGAAUCACAACAGAAGCAUGUAUCAAACAAAUAGUGAAAGUGUUAUGUGAAAACUUGUUGAAAAUUCAAUAUUGUUGAAAAAUCUUAACAAAUAAUAUAUCUGAAUUAUGCCGUGUAAAUUUCAUCUACCGGUAAUCCAUAAAUAGAAUGACAGUAUACAAAUGAUGCACAGGUUUGAGUGCGUCGGUAGGGAUUGUGUGCACAAGGUACCUUUGAAUGGUUUUAGACCAAAUUCAAAGGUACCGCGUGCACACAAUUCCACCGACCCACGAAUUGAACCUGUGCAUCAUGUGUUUUAUAAGAUGGGGCCUAAAAAUUGUCAAAAAUACAAAAUUUUGUUAUUUUACAGAUUUAUCGGAUGCAUGGCAAAAUCAUUCGUCCAGUAAUCCAGUAAUUACCGGACGCAUGAUUUUGGCCAAUGGUAAGAAUGUAUUAGGAAACAACACUCAAGACUCACCUCACUUGAAACAAAUGAUAUGAACUCGAACUCCAUGAAGAAAUAAAAAAAAAUGAUGAAUGCUGAACUUGAAGUUGAACAAGAAAGUCCCCUGAAGUACAAGUUGACUCUAUAUACACUGUACACUAUAUACACAGAUAGGCUGGUGUCAUUUAAUGAUUGUGAAUUGUAGAGUUUACUACACCCAGCUGCAGUAGAGAUCUGUUUCAUUUUGUUCGAAAGUGUGUUCUGAUUCUGUUCUGAUCCUGGUCCUGAUCGAGUUGAUAUUAAGAUGUAGGUUGUGUAGAUCAGAAGGUCCGCUACUUGGAGACCUGUAGAAAGCUGCAACUAUCAGGUCUGGUUGGUUGUUUACUUUUACUCUGACAGCUAAAAGUGGGCAUUCAUGACGUAGGUCCAAUAAUAUAACUUGAAGUGUUUGUCGGAAUGCGAUAAGAAUUCCACCUCCCCAACGGUCUCUGUCUUUUCUACAUAUACCAUAUCCUCGAGACUAGUGUAUUAACUCUUGGUUACUAAAUUCAUUGUCAAGUUUAGUUUUGGUGGCUACAACUAUAUCAGGGUUUAAAUCCUCAAUAAUACCCUGGAAUUGGGUUUGUUGUCCAAAGAUUUGAAACUGCAUACGUUUAAGUUGAGAACCCUCAGUCCUUUAUCAGAUGUGUGGUUCAUAUAAGACGGAGGAGUACUCCGAGUAGGGUCUGUUACAAAAGAAUGUCAUCAAAUCUAUGAACACCUUGUUUUGCAAA
This is a messenger RNA of Strongylocentrotus purpuratus (purple sea urchin), 3347 nucleotides long. It is a transcript of the gene elac1, whose product is annotated as zinc phosphodiesterase ELAC protein 1-like. The transcript has 9 exons. Gene Ontology annotation, molecular function: 3'-tRNA processing endoribonuclease activity. Gene Ontology annotation, cellular component: nucleus. The record is from RefSeq and is a predicted model, not a curated record. Lineage: Eukaryota; Metazoa; Echinodermata; Echinoidea; Camarodonta; Strongylocentrotidae. The coding region runs from base 1 to 1158 and encodes 385 amino acids.